AUGACAAUACAUGAAAAUAUUCAAUUCCCCCUGGAGAAAUAUAAGGGAAAACUCUACAAUUACCUUGCUUAUGUGAAGCACCUGAAAGGUUUUAAUGAAGAAGCCCUGAAAUAUCUAGAACAAGCUGAAGAGAUAAUAAAGAAGGACCAUGAAGAUGAAUUUGAGAAACUGGUCAUUGUUACUUAUGGAAACUUUGCCUGGGUAUACUAUCACAUGGGUGAGAUCACCAAAGCUGAGAACUACCUGGAGAAGCUGGAGGAUAUUUGCAAGAAGUUCAGCAACACAGCCUCCCGCUACAGUGUCCUCCUUCCUGCGGUGUAUGGAGAAAAGGGAUGGUCCUUUUUGAAGGUUUGUGACGAGAAACAUUAUAAGAUAGCAAAAGAAUGUUUUGAAAGGGCUCUUGAAGAAGAGCCCAAUGAGAAGGGGUGGAAUGCUGAUUAUGCCAUUGUGCUGUACCGCCUUGAAACAUUUGGACCUUCAGUUUGUGCUGCAGAUUCAGUUGCACUAAAACAGUUAAAACAUGCUCUAGAGCUAGAUCCAGAAAACCCAGUUCUCAUGGUACACCUGGCAAUGAAACUGAAGCGUUAUGAGGAACAAAAUGAGGAAGCCCUGGAAUUAGUGAAUCAAGCUCUCAAGCUGUCACCUGAUAAUCCCCAGGUUGCUGGACAUGGAGGAAGUUUUUUCAGAAAAAAUGGCUGUCCAGACAAAUCCUUGGAGAUAUUAAAAGAGGCGUUGCAAGCAGCUCCAGAUUCAUAUUCUCUACACUAUCAAUUAGGACUUGCCUACAGAUCCAAAAUCUGUAAAUUCCAGGGCCAGUGGAAUCAAGACCCCAAAGAGGCCGAGGAAUUUGUGAAAUCAAGCAUUUUACAGUUUGAAAAAGCUGUUAGGAUGAAACCAUCAAAAAUUCAAGCUCAGUUAGAUCUGGCACAAAUGUAUGCAGAAUCCAACAACAUGACACAAGCCGAAGAUAUAUAUCAGAGAUUAUUUGACAUGCCAAUUACCUGGCUUGAUGAUAUACAGGGAUUACAUCUUUGUUUUGGGACCUUCUUGUAUUAUCACAAAAAAUCAGAGCCUGAUGCUAUUAAACACUAUAAAAUUGGGUUACAGAUCCAAAAUAAAUCUUUACGAGGCAAUCAAUGUUAUGCUAAGAUAAAAAGAAUUGCUGAAAAACGUACUGCAAAGAAUCCACAUGAUGCAGAAGGCUUUGCCAUUUUGGGUUCAGCUCAUCAACUCAGAGACGAGAUACCACAAGCUAUCAAGUGCUAUGAGAAGGCAUUGCAGUUUGACCCAGGCAAUGCAAGAUACAAGAGUGCUGUUGACCUGUGUGAAUCAUUGCAGUAA
Messenger RNA from Acipenser ruthenus (sterlet), 1341 nucleotides. Its product is annotated as interferon-induced protein with tetratricopeptide repeats 1B-like. Lineage: Eukaryota; Metazoa; Chordata; Actinopteri; Acipenseriformes; Acipenseridae. The transcript has a single exon. Bases 1 to 1341 code for a protein of 446 amino acids. Gene Ontology annotation, molecular function: protein binding. The record is from RefSeq and is a predicted model, not a curated record. Gene Ontology annotation, cellular component: cytosol. Gene Ontology annotation, biological process: defense response to virus.